Molecule: messenger RNA, 973 nt
Organism: Coccinella septempunctata (seven-spotted ladybird)
Lineage: Eukaryota; Metazoa; Arthropoda; Insecta; Coleoptera; Coccinellidae
Product: kielin/chordin-like protein
Exons: 6
Coding region: 98-916 (272 amino acids)
Molecular function (GO): protein binding
Source: RefSeq, a predicted model, not a curated record
AAUCCACAAUUCUUCAACGCGCUUAUCAAUCGACUAUAUUAUUGAUUGGAUACGUAACGUUCUCACUAAUAAAAUCUAGUCUAUUAAUUGGAUAACGAUGUGCGAGUUGAAGUUUUCUUGUGCGUUUCUCGUAACUGCGUUAAUUUGUCUAGUUUCCGUCGAAUGUGAAAAUCCAGAAAAUCCCCUGGGUAAAUAUCUCUACGAGGAUCUGAAAUGUUUCGCCAACUUGGACGCCUCCACAAACCAACCGACUUACUACAAAUGUGACGUCAGUUCUAGGGAAAAUUGCAUUUUCGAAGGAAAAAAAUUGUCGGUUGGCGAAGAGAUCAAGGACAACGGUACCGAUUACUACUGCAGAUCCCACUGUUCUUGCAACGAAGAUGGAACCUUCGAUUGCGCCGAAGACGACUGCGAUGAAGUGAAAAUAGACGGUUGUCGUUAUAAGGACUCGCUGACUCAGUGCUGCACAGUGUUGGAUUGUGAACCGCCCAAGUCGAACUGUACCUACAACGGAAAAACCUACGAAGAAGGCAGAACUUUCCAUCCAGAAAACACGUGCCAAACGUGCCUGUGUCAAGAGGGCUUCUCUGGAAAAAUUGAGCAGCCCUAUUGCAUGAAGAGGAGAUGUUUAGAGCAGAUUUUCCACAUGGAAAAGCUGAUACGAAAAUGUGCCGCCGUUUAUUUCCUCGAAGACCUUUGUUGCCCAGCUACCUGGGUAUGCGAUAAAGGGCAGAAGAUUGAAAUAAUCAACGCAACCAACAAAACAAAAUUAUCGUGCGACUUUGGAGAAAAAAAGAUUGCAUUAGGACAUGGUUUCGAAACCACAGUCAGGCCUUACUCGAAGAUUAUCAAAGUUAGAUGCGAGUGUACCUUACCACCAUUCAUAACCUGUUUGGAGCUACCAGGCCAAAAAUGAUGAAGCUUGCUAUCGUUGUCAUAUAGUCGACUCAAGAAAUAAAAUGAUUUUCUUCAA